UUCUAAUGCGCAGUCACGUGCGUUGGUAAUGGAUUGGCGUUCGUGGCGAACUUUUGAAGCGACUGCGACAUUAGUGCGCGGACAUUGGUCUCGUCGAGCAUUUAUUAUGCGAACACGGAGCAUUCGAGCACUUGUCGACUCAGUACGCGCGUAGACGCGCACGUUCUUGGCAGGGGUAGUGUGUUUCUGUCCCGUGAUGCGAGAGAUCCACCAGGACGAAGACUUGCCCGCGAGCGGAUUUUACGGCGUCGUUCGAGAGAAUAUUGUAGCUCUGCUUUUUGCGUUGGCUCUGGAGGGCAUCUCAGCGCUGUUACUACGUAGAUAUCGCAUUCGAAGAGUGAGCAAUGGAACAAAGAAUUUCUCGUGGGAAAGUGGGGCAACCUGGAAUCGGGAUGAUCUUGGAGAUGACGGGAGCUCUCUAAGAAGACGCCGGUCGACUUCCGAUCAUUAUGCUAGUAACUCUACCAUGAGCACCAUGAACUAUAGCAGCAUCAAUGAUUCGACGGAGGACGACGAUGAGCUGGCCGAAUCCUCCAUAGCAGUUAUGUUCUGUUGCACUGGCUUAGGUGCCGCUACAGCAGGCUUUUUGUUACUGCCACUGACUGCCGGGUUUGGUGACUACAUAGAGAAAUCUAUGCUAGAUAGAUUUUGGAAUUAUACCUCCAUUGCUUCCUCUCUCUCACUCUACGGACUUAUGCCAUUUUGCUAUUUUAUUCUUGAAGCCCAUGGAAGGACGUGGUUGGCAAAAACUAAAGAAUGUCUCCAGGUUUUGGUGCUGUUCUGGGCUCUCGGAGCUGGCCUACUGUUCAUCAUAACCAAGACGCUCGGGGUUGAAGCUUUCAUAGAAACACACCCGUGGCUAUCUGCCUUGAACAUUGUCGUCAGUAUACCGUGCGGCGUACUUGCUGGCCUAGCUACACCACGUGGGGUGGUGCAGUUAUUUACAUUGCCCGGGAGUUUCGCGCUCCCUUUGGAUCAUAAGAAGAGAACCAGGGACUCAAUAACUGAAUUGGAAUUUGAGAUUAUGGCAUUGGAAAACAAACUGCACAAUAAUCAGGAGACGAGAAAAGACACCGCGCGAAGGGGCCAACUCGAUGGGGAGGUGGACACCGAGGCAAUCGUUUGGAAAAUUUCCGCUCUCCGAGCUGACAUAGGCAAAUUGCGGCAACUGGAGCGUUACAGCCCAUUGAUGCGAAUUCUGAUCGCUGUCUCGCUCUUUUCCAUGUCACUCGUGGGAUGGAUUUCGGUAUUGAUGAGGAUAUUAUCGAGCUUGGCAGAUGAAGUUCUAAGUCAAAACAUCCUGUGGCGAGUCGGUGAACCUCCACCCAGGUGGUGGACUCUCUCAGAGCCUAUAUCGGUGGCCUACUUUGGUCUGGCAACCACAGUUGGGUUCUAUAGGCUAGCACCCAAACUUGUCUUCCAAGUUCAUAACACACCUGCCCGGCAGGUCAUUGGCAGUAUUAUGCUAUUGCUCACCGUCUCUGUAACACUACCUCUUGUGGUUCAGAGCUUGGGGUUAACUAAAUGGGAUGUGGGAUUGUGCCCAGAGCUGGUCGUUCUUGCACAUCGUCCUUGGUUGCUGGCUACCUAUAGAUUAGCAAUGCUGUGGUUAAUGGCCACUGGUCGACGGUAAUAGUUUAAUCUAAUAAAAUAUUUCUUAUAUCAUAUCUUCAUAAUAACUCGUUCG
This is a messenger RNA of Spizellomyces punctatus DAOM BR117, 1687 nucleotides long. RefSeq lists its product as uncharacterized. Gene Ontology annotation, molecular function: transmembrane signaling receptor activity. Gene Ontology annotation, biological process: signal transduction. NCBI's taxonomy places the organism in Eukaryota, Fungi, Chytridiomycota, Chytridiomycetes, Spizellomycetales, Spizellomycetaceae. The coding region runs from base 197 to 1633 and encodes 478 amino acids. The transcript is spliced from 2 exons. The record is from RefSeq and is a predicted model, not a curated record.